CGUCGACUUGGUGCUUUACAUAGCUUCUGCUUUUGUUCACCUCUCUUACCUCAGAGGAAGAAAGAAAUCUGCCAAAAUGAGGCCUCACUAUACUGGAUUGCUCCUUGGAGCUGUUACCGGUGCGGCUCUCGUUAAUGCCUCGGGUCACUAUCUACAGGAGGCAAUGAACGGCGAGCGUGUCUCUGGUUAUGCCUAUCACGAUACUCCUAAAUGGGAACCAUCUUUCACCAAUGAAUCCCCGCCCCUGAACGGUUUCCGUGUCUCUCGCGAGAAAUGGAGUCUUUCGUGUAGUAGCAGCCAGCGCGAAUACGAAUGCAACAACGCCAUAGAUGGUAAAAAUACCACAGACUGGCGCAGCGAAGCCGGGCAAGAGGAACAAAGCAUCACGGUUGACUUGAAACUCCCUCACUCAAUGAACGCCAUCGUCAUCCUGCCACCCAUCAACUCUGGGUUCGACGGAGUAAUUACCCACCACGAGGUGCACGUCAGUGAGGAUGGGAAGAAAUGGAAAGGUCCCAUCGCAUACGGAAAGUGGCCAAACUCGACUAGACAGCGGAUGUCCGUCUUCGAUCCCGUGCCGGCCAGGUACCUCAAGCUCACCACCCGCAACACAAACGAGACGAGCAAGUCAUGGGUGGGCAUCUCCGAGCUCAAUAUCUAUGCAACUACCUACACUAUCCCGCAAGAUCCUGCACGCGGUAUCUGGGGCCCGACAGUCAACUUUCCUGUGAUUCCUGUUGCCGGUGCCCAGGAACCGUCUGGACGUGUUGUUGUCUGGUCAUCGUGGGCCUCGGAUCAGUUCCAUUCAACGCCAGGUGGGAAGACGGCCAUGUCACAGUGGAAUCCCCUCACGAAGGAGAUUUCUCAGCGUGUUGUGACCAACACGCACCACGACAUGUUUUGCCCGGGGAUUGCCAUUGAUGGCACAGGCACGUUGAUUGUCACAGGAGGCAACGAUGCCAUGGUGACCAGUCUAUACGAUUCCGAGAAAGAUCAAUGGUUCCCAGGCCCUGAAAUGCAUCUUCGACGUGGAUACCAGUCGACAACCACUCUCUCUGAUGGUCGUGUCUUCGUGAUUGGUGGUUCAUGGGCUGGGGGCUCGAAUGUAGCAAAGGAUGGCGAAGUAUAUGACCCCAUUGCCAGAACUUGGACCAUGUUGCCAGGUGCUAAAGUGAAACCCAUGUUGACCGACGAUAUGGAGGGUGCCUGGCGAGCUGAUAACCAUGGCUGGUUGUUUGGAUGGAAGAAUUUGACCAUAUUCCAGGCUGGUCCCAGUGUGGCCAUGAAUUGGUACUCUGCAGCUGGAUCAGGCGAUGUCAAGAAGGGUGGAAAGAGAAUGGAGGAUGGAGACUCGAUGUCAGGUAACGCGGUCAUGUUCGAUGCUGUCAAAGGCAAGAUCCUCACUGUCGGCGGAUCCCCUGACUACGAGAUGUCCUGGGCUACGGCGAAUGCUCAUCUCAUCACGCUGGGGGAGCCUGGCGAGAUAGCAAAGGUCGAACCAGCAGGAAAAAAUGGUACAAUGCACUAUGAGCGGGUAUUCCACACUUCUACAGUGUUACCGGAUGGAAAGGUUUUCAUCGUGGGUGGUCAGAUGUUCGGAAUCGCAUUCAAUGAAGAAAACGUGCAGCACGUCCCUGAGCUCUACGACCCAGAAACCAACUCAUUUAUAGAGCUGCAGCAGAAUAACUUCGCCCGCGUAUACCAUCAUCUCUCUAUUCUCCUUCCCGAUGCACGUGUGCUGACAGCUGGUGGUGGUCUCUGCGGUAACUGCUCCGCCAACCACUAUGACGGUCAGAUAUUCACCCCACCAUACCUCCUAACAGCACUUGGGGAACCCCGUCCGCGUCCCAGCUUCACCAUCAAACCAUCCAAGCGUGUCGCUGUGGGAGGUAUGCUCUCAUUCUCGACCGCAGACCGAAUCGCCAGUGCCUCACUUGUCCGCCUCUGCAGCACUUCCCACACUGUCAAUACUGAUCAGCGCCGUGUCCCCCUGUCUUUGUACCGUUUCUGGCUCACCAACGCUUACCGUGCGCACUUGCCCACUGACCCUGGUAUCUUGAUCCCCGGUCCGUGGAUGCUCUUCGUAAUGGACCAAGACGGCGUCCCUUCUAUCGCUCAGUUUAUCAUGAUCACGGUGGACGGCAAGAAAUCCGCUGGCCUUCUUGAUGAAGAAGAGAGUGAGGAAGAGUUUUCGAGGAUGGAUCUGAUCAAGUAAGUUUUGGGAAACGGAUGCGGAGGAGUAGAUUGUGAUGAUGACGAUUUGGGAGUAAACAUCCGAGCGUUCUGUUUUCGAGGGCACGUUUUUCGAAGAAGGUUCGUGUCCAGUAGGAUCUAAUCCUGGUGCAGAAUUUCUUCUAGGUUGAAAUUUUCUGUAGAGAUAUGUUCAGAUAGUCGAAAAGCAGGCGGGCGAGAAUAAAAUCACGUGAGAUUUUGUAUCUUGGAG
Messenger RNA from Cadophora gregata, 2443 nucleotides. RefSeq lists its product as uncharacterized. The transcript has 2 exons. The record is from RefSeq and is a predicted model, not a curated record. Bases 77 to 2215 code for a protein of 712 amino acids. Gene Ontology annotation, molecular function: protein binding. Lineage: Eukaryota; Fungi; Ascomycota; Leotiomycetes; Helotiales; Ploettnerulaceae.